AUGGAGCGGUCGGUGUCGCCGACCAUGCAGCAGCACCAGCAGGAGCAGCAGGAGCAGCAGGAGCAGCACCAGGGGCUGGCGUUGACGCCUGACAUGAGCCUGGUCCCGCCCCCGCCCAGCAGCGGAGACGGGGCUGCUGGGGCGGCGCCGGCGCAGGCGCAGGCACCUGCGGGCAGCCGUGCGAGCGGGCGCGCCCCGGCGGCCAGCAGCCCAUUCGCCUCAGAGGGCGCGGCGAGCGAGGCGCCGGCGGGGCCCGUCGCCGCGCCCGGCGCCGCCGCGGCACCGCUCCUGCAAGGCGCCGGCUGCAGCGGAGGCCCGUUUGCGGCUUUGGCGGCUGCUCAUGCGCCGCCAGCGGCAGGGGCCGGGGCCGCAUCGGCCUUGCGCGGCGGGAUCAGCCGAGCAGACCCUGAGCCAGGGCCCGAGCCAGAUCGGCCGGCCGUCACUGCGCAGCGGCAGGCGAGCAGCUCCCCUUUCAGCGCCUUCACGCUGGAGCCUUUUGAGAGCGACUCGGUGCACGGCAGCGGCGGCAGCAGCGGCGGCAGCAGCGGCGGCGGCGGCAGUUGA
This is a messenger RNA of Monoraphidium neglectum, 564 nucleotides long. RefSeq lists its product as hypothetical. The record is from RefSeq and is a predicted model, not a curated record. The transcript has a single exon. The coding region runs from base 1 to 564 and encodes 187 amino acids. NCBI's taxonomy places the organism in Eukaryota, Viridiplantae, Chlorophyta, Chlorophyceae, Sphaeropleales, Selenastraceae.